Effrenium voratum is the source of this 888-nucleotide messenger RNA. The record is from the annotation of a GenBank genome assembly. Lineage: Eukaryota; Dinophyceae; Suessiales; Symbiodiniaceae.
AUGAGCGAAGCGGACAUUCAGUCGAUGACCGGAUUUGCCACGGCACACCGGACCAUCGGCACCGUUCGGGUCAAUUGCGACAUCCGCUCCGUCAAUGGCCGUUCGCUGGACAUCAAGCUCCGUGUUCCGCCGGGGCUCGAAGCGCUGGAACCCGGCCUCAAGAAACGGAUCGCCGGCCGCGUAGCGCGCGGCAACAUCCAGGUUUCGAUCGGCGCCGAGGCGCCUGCCGAUACGGUGCCGCUUGCCAUCGAUGCCGGCGCGUUUCGCCAUGUGGCCGCGCAGGCAAUGGCGCUGUCGGUCGAGACCGGGCUCGCGCCGCCGACCACGGACGGGGUUCUGCAGGUGCGUGGCGUUGUGCUGACCGAGGACGGCACCGCAAGUCUGGCCCCGGACGAUAGCGAAGAAAUCGGCGCGCUGAUCGAUGCCGCGCUUGACGGGCUGAUCGCCGCCCGCCGAUCGGAAGGCGCGGCGAUGGCCGCGCUUGUUGCCGGCCAUAUCGCGGCGAUCGAGGCGCUGGUCGACCGUGCGGCGGACGAGCCCGAAAGCCAGCCGGACGCUAUCGGAACGCGCCUUUCGGCACAGCUCGAGCGGCUUCUCGGCGAUUCCACGCUGGAUUCCGAACGUCUGAACGCCGAAGUGGCGCUGCUUGCCGCCAAGGCUGACGUCACCGAGGAGAUCGACCGUCUGAAGGCCCAUGUCGCGGCCGCGCGCGAUCAUCUGGCCAAGGGUGGCCCGAUCGGCCGCAAGCUCGAUUUUCUGGCCCAGGAGUUCAACCGCGAAGCCAACACGCUGUGCUCGAAAUCGGCGUCUUCGGACCUGACCGCCAUCGGCCUGGAGCUGAAAUCUGUGAUCGACCAGUUGCGCGAACAGGUGCAAAACCUGCAAUAG